GGAAGAAAGGAGAUCAAGUUCCUUUUAGUUUAAUGAUCUUAAUUGACUGUUGUUUCCUAGAAGUACAUCAUGGAUAUACUACCUCUGUUUCACUUUGUCAUAGUUUGAUUUGACAAAAAGCUUAGUAAAAAAGGAAUGCUUUUGAAACUUAUGGUCUCAAAUAUAUAGUAACAUUUGUGUCUUUGUAAAACUUUUGAAACUUGUGAUCUUAAACAUGUCAUAGCAUUUAUGUGGUCGUAAAAGCUUCAAAUUAAGAAAAUAUAGGGAUGCACCUUCUUUUUGGGAACAGACUAAUCAGGAAAUAGUGUCAAACAAAGUGAAAUGGAGAGAUAAACUUGAUUCAGUUAUCUUAGUUUGUAUAGAUAUAACCUGACGGUGACAUAAGACUUAAAACUUAUUUAAAUUUAGCAAUCAUGUAAAACAAAUAUAGGGAGAAAUUUUCGAAGCUUGCAUGCAUUCAUCGUCUAUGUUAUAUACCGUCCAAAUUCAGCAAUUUUUAUCAAUUGAUUUUUCCUAUGGAGUAUUUUCUGUCUCUGCCGGAAGGUUGCAUAUCGGAAAUUCUCUCUUUAAGGUUGCUGAAAGAUGUUGCUAGGUCUUCAACUGUCUCUCAAACAUUUAUGUCUGCUACAGAAUCCGACAUAGUUUGGGAGAAAUUUUUGCCUUCUGAUUAUGAAGAUAUCAUCCCUAGAUUAGACUCUUUCAUGGUUUCUGAUUCAAAGAAAGAACUUUACUUCAGUCUCUCUAACUCUCCGAUUCUUCUUGAUGGAGGCAAACUGAUUCUCAGAAGUGGCUAAACUCAAGUGGGGUCAGUGGCUUGAUAUCCGAGGCAAGAUUGAAACCCAAAUAUUGUCGAAAAGAACCAAAUAUAUUGCUUUUCUAGUGUUCAAAUU
This is a messenger RNA of Lycium ferocissimum, 890 nucleotides long. RefSeq names its product F-box protein SKIP3-like. The transcript is spliced from 2 exons. The coding region runs from base 516 to 794 and encodes 92 amino acids. The record is from RefSeq and is a predicted model, not a curated record. Gene Ontology annotation, molecular function: protein binding. NCBI's taxonomy places the organism in Eukaryota, Viridiplantae, Streptophyta, Magnoliopsida, Solanales, Solanaceae.